This is a messenger RNA of Lucilia sericata (common green bottle fly), 1198 nucleotides long. It is a transcript of the gene Galphai, whose product is annotated as G protein alpha i subunit. The record is from RefSeq and is a predicted model, not a curated record. Gene Ontology annotation, cellular component: heterotrimeric G-protein complex. Gene Ontology annotation, biological process: adenylate cyclase-modulating G protein-coupled receptor signaling pathway. Gene Ontology annotation, molecular function: G protein-coupled receptor binding; GTP binding; G-protein beta/gamma-subunit complex binding. Lineage: Eukaryota; Metazoa; Arthropoda; Insecta; Diptera; Calliphoridae.
UUUUAUAGGCGCCGGUGAAUCUGGCAAAUCGACGAUAGUUAAACAAAUGAAAAUUAUUCAUGAAUCCGGUUACUCACAGGAAGAAUGUGAAGAAUAUCGUCGUGUCGUCUAUAGCAAUACAAUACAAUCCCUUAUGGCAAUUAUACGUGCAAUGGGUCAUUUGAAAAUUGAUUUUGCUGAUCCCUCAAAAACGGAAAUAGCACGACAAUUCUUUACAUAUGCCUCAGCGGCUGAAGAAGGCAUACUCUUACCCGAAUUAGUAUUAUUAAUGAAGAAACUAUGGUCUGAUGCCGGUGUCCAACAGUCAUUUUCACGUUCGCGAGAAUAUCAAUUAAACGAUUCGGCGGCCUAUUAUUUAAAUUCAUUGGAUCGUAUAUCACAGCCGAACUAUGUGCCAACACAGCAGGAUGUGUUACGUACGCGCGUUAAAACGACCGGCAUUGUUGAAACACAUUUCAAAUGCAAGGGUUUAUACUUUAAAAUGUUUGAUGUUGGCGGCCAACGAUCAGAACGUAAAAAAUGGAUACAUUGUUUUGAAUGUGUCACUGCGAUUAUCUUUUGUGUAGCAUUAUCGGGCUACGAUUUAGUUUUAGCUGAAGACGAAGAAAUGAAUCGUAUGAUUGAAUCAUUAAAACUUUUCGAUUCCAUUUGCAAUUCGAAAUGGUUUGUAGAAACCUCCAUAAUAUUAUUUUUAAACAAAAAGGAUUUGUUUGAAGAAAAAAUCAAAAGAUCUCCCUUGACAAUAUGUUUUCCAGAAUAUACUGGUUCCAAUUCAUUCGAAGAUGCUGCCUGCUAUAUACGCAUGAAAUUCGAAAGUCUAAAUAAGCGUGGAUCAAAAAAGAGAUUUUAUACACAUUUUACCUGUGCCACCGAUACAAAUAAUGUACAAUUUGUGUUUGAUGCCGUCAGUGAUGUCAUAAUUAAAAAUAAUCUUAAGAAUGUGGUUUGUUCUAGAUUCGUUGUUAAUCGAAAGCAAAUUAGAAGUUUAUUUUUUAUUACAUUUAGGAGUACAUAGUAUAUUUUCUUUUUUUUUUUACAUUCAUAAACGCAUACAACAUACAACUGAAUUAACGCAUAUGCAAUCAUCAUUCCGUAGAUUUUUUUAAAAAAUUACAUGUGUUUUUUGUUUGUAAAACAAUGCAAUGCAUUCGUAGCAGAUCAUUACACAGAGAUUUCUUGCGAGAAACAAAAAAAAAAA